Molecule: messenger RNA, 2690 nt
Organism: Centrocercus urophasianus (Greater sage-grouse)
Lineage: Eukaryota; Metazoa; Chordata; Aves; Galliformes; Phasianidae
Product: actin-binding protein IPP-like
Exons: 9
Coding region: 1-1881 (626 amino acids)
Molecular function (GO): actin binding
Source: RefSeq, a predicted model, not a curated record
AUGAAGAGGAAGACCCAAAUGCAGCAUGAUGCCAUGCUGAGGCGCGGGUGGGGGGAGCUGCGCGUGCGCGAGCUCUGCCCCUCAGAGCGGUCAGAGGGCGGGAGGGGCGGUCGCGCCUCAGUGAGCGUCAUGGCGUGUGUCGCGGCGGGCAUUGCCGGCGGGAGCUCAUUUUCGGACCGGCACGCUCGCCUCCUGCUGGCUCAGAUCAACCGGCUGCGCGUCGGGCAGAGCUUCUGCGACGUGCGGCUGGAGGUGGGCUGCGAGACGUUCUCCGUGCACCGCCUGGUGCUGGCGGCCAGCAGCCCGUACUUCGCGGCGCUCUUCGCGGGCGGCAUGAAGGAAUCGGGGCGGGACGUGGUGCGGAUCGCGGGCGUCGAGGCGGGCAUCUUCCACACGCUACUGGACUUCAUCUACACGGGCGUGGUGAGCAUCGGCGAGCACAACGUGCAGGAGCUGAUCGUCGCCGCGGACAUGUUGCAGCUCAGCGAGGUGGUGGAGCUGUGCUGCGAGUUCCUGAAGGGCCAGAUCGACCCACUGAACUGCAUCGGCUUCUUCCAGUUCUCCGAGCAGAUCGCCUGCCACGACCUGCUGGAGUUCACAGAGGGCUACAUCCACGCGCACUUCCUGGAGGUGCAGGCUGGGGAGGAGUUCCUGGCGCUGAGCAAGGAGCAGCUGGUGAAGAUCUUGCGGAGCGAGGACCUGAGCAUUGAGGACGAGUACCAGGUGUUCCUGGCUGCUAUGCAAUGGAUUUUGAAGGAUCUGGGAAAAAGAAGGAAGCACGUGGUGGAAGUGCUGGAGCCUGUGCGAUUCCCUCUGUUGCCGGCACAAAGGCUCUUAAAGUACAUAGAAGGUGUUCCAGAUUUCAGCCUUCGGGUGGCUCUGCAAACUCUGCUGAAAGAAUACUGUGAAGUCUGUAAAUCUCCUAAAGAAAACAAGGUCAGCAGUUUUCUGCAAGCUUCUAAAGGUCGUCCACGGAGGAAAGCCAGGAAGUACCUUUAUGCAGUAGGAGGGUACACCCGACUGCAAGGAGGACGUUGGAGUGACAGCAGAGCCCUCAGCUGUGUGGAGCGGUUCGACACUUUCAGCCACUACUGGACUACGGUGUCUUCCCUCCGCCAGGCCCGUAGCGGGCUGGGUGUGGCUGUUGUUGGAGGAAUGGUCUAUGCCAUUGGAGGUGAGAAGGACUCAAUGAUUUUUGACUGUACUGAAUGUUACGAUCCUGUCAGUAAGCAGUGGACGAUUGUGGCUUCCAUGAACCAUCCUCGCUGUGGACUGGGAGUGUGCACGUGCCGUGGUGCUAUCUAUGCUUUAGGAGGUUGGGUUGGGGCAGAGAUCGGCAACACAAUUGAAAGAUUUGAUCCUGAAGAAAAUAGUUGGGAUGUGGUGGGAAGCAUGGUUGUGCCCCGUUAUUACUUUGGAUGUUGUGAAAUACAAGGUCUAAUUUAUGUUGUUGGUGGUAUCAGCCAUGAGGGAGUAGAGCUGCGUUCUGUUGAAGUCUACGACCCGCUAUCUAAACGUUGGUCUGAGCUUCCUCCCAUGGGCACCCGAAGAGCGUAUCUCGGUGUAGCUGCUCUCAAUGAUUGUAUCUAUGCUGUUGGAGGCUGGAAUGAAUCUCAAGAUGCGCUUGCUACUGUAGAAAGAUACUCCUUUGAAGAGGAAAAGUGGGUCGAAGUUGCACCAAUGAAGAUGCCAAGAGCUGGUGUCUGUGUUGUGACUGUGAAUGGAUUUCUUUAUGCCUCGGGAGGCCGUGCUCCCAGUCAUGACUUUGCUGCUCCAGUAACCUCUGACUCUGUUGAAGUUUAUAACCCUCACAUGGACAGUUGGACUGAAACUGCCAACAUGAUCACCAGCCGCUGUGAAGGAGGUGUAGCUGUGCUGUAAAGUGCAAGGAAGAAAACUCAUCCAAGGAAUGAGUGAGUAUCUGCCUCCUCUGGUUUCCGGUUUCAUUGGCCAGAAACCUCUUCUAUCAGCAGAACCUUCAGUAGAAACAGGGGGCUUAGAUCAGAGGGCUUUUCCGAAGCAAAAGGAAAUAUUAAAACUCUUGCCCUUCAAAGUAAAUGGGCUUAUCCCAGAGUAGGAAUGCCUCUUAUGACUGGAUUAAGAUUUAUUAAAUGCCAAACUUGCCCUGUACUGAUCUGAAGAAAUCAUUCCAGCACACUAGAGAUGUUAGAUCUCAGAUGUGUCAGUCAGUAUCUUCAGCUGGCCUUACAGUCUGGAAGAAGGUUGCUAUGGAUGGCUAGGAGUUCCCUGCCGAUAAAAGCAGGCUGGCUACUUGACUGGCAUUAGUUGUCCUUUGCUGAUAGAAAACAAGAAAAAGAAGAGAUGGGAGAGACUUGGUACCUCCACUUAGGACCUAGAUGCAUUUGAGCCUCUCUGCAGCUGCAGGGCAUGGGCACUAAAUAUUAAUUAGAUGUUUACUUUCCUGCCACCCCCCCAACUUUGAUGGUAAGUGGCUGAGGACUUCCUAUUAUGGAAAGCUAUUCUUGCAGUUCUAAUAAUGUCAUUCCACUUCAGCACAGGCUUUUUUUACUCAGUGGAGUCAGCGAUGGCAAUAGAGCUCCUUUUCUGUAUAAACUGAUUAUUGUAAAUGGAAGCGGCAUUAGUUAGAUGAGUUGUUUUUGCAGUGAGGACAGCUCUUAGACUAAAAACCUAAGGAAAACCUUUUGCCCAUUUUUUUUUUUUCUUUUUUA